CACACACACACACAUGAUGGACAUAAUGUACACUGAAAGAGAGAUCAGCAGGUUAGAAGCAGACUAGGAGGAAACCAUGGCUGAACUGCUCAUCUUGGAUGCUGUCCUGUUCGGCAUCCUGGUCUUCUCUGGAAUUCUGGGGAAUAUCAUGGUCAUCUACACGGUGGUACUGUGCACCGUGGAGAAUCACGCCCAUCACAUGCCUCCAUCCGACCUGAUCCUGCUCAAUCUGUCACUAGCUAACCUGCUGACGUCGCUGUUCCGCACCGUGCCCAUCUUCAUCUCAGACCUGGGCCUGGAAGUGUCUCUGGAGACAAACUGGUGCAGAUUAUUCAUGCUGCUGUGGGUGUGGUGGCGCUCUGUGGGCAGCUGGGCCACACUGGCACUUAGCAUCUUUCAUUACACCACGCUGACACGAAAACACGUAGCCAUGGGGCCCAUGGCGCAACAAAGGGACCGGAGACACGUCAUUCUGGCGCUGGCGUUUGUCUGGGGCGGUAACCUGUUGUUUUCUUUACCUGCUGCCAUCUACACGAGACAUGUCCGCGAUAACAUCACAUCAGAAGUGAUGGUGAUCAGCUGCAGCACACGUCCUCUGCUCGGCUGCAUGUGGGAGUUCCCGUCCAAACAGCAGGGCACGGCCUUCGCCUCCACCUCGCUCGCUCUCAACGAGGUGCUGCCCCUGCUGCUGAUGGUGAGCACUAACUUGGCCACGCUCCGAGCUCUGGCUAAACACAUCCGCAUGGUGACGGCGGGUCUGGAGAACUCGGCGGCUCACGUGCAGACGGAGCGGAAGGCGGGUCAGGUGAUCAUGAUGCUUGUGGCUCUGUUUGUGGUGUGCUGGGUGAUGCAGGUGGCCGCUGUGACGUAUUACAACUAUGACGGUGGUGCGCAUACAGAAGGCCUGCUAACAGUCUCACAGUUCUCCGCCUCUGUCUUUGUGGGCUUCAGCCCCAUGGUGGUGGCACUUGGACAUGGCAAACUACGCAAAAGGAUCGUGGUCAUGAUGCAGGAGCUGGCCGUCCGAGCAGGCUGCAGAACCACCAGGAGAGACACUGACAAGAAGCCUAGAAUGCUGGAGAGUACCACUGUCUCAUACAAACACGAGACACAGACAAAGUGACAGUGUGACUAUGAUGUGAAUACUGACUGCCAGGAACGCUACCAAAGAUAUUUCACAAACUGGGAAAUGCACCCAUGGAGUAGAUUAUUAAUAUUGUUGGAAUUAUUAUUUUAAAAUGAAGCUAGCAAAUCAAAUCUGAAGCAAACAACAGUGGUGCAUUUUUCCAUUCGUUACAUCACACAGCGCCCCCUAGUGGUCAGUACAACACAUCAGCUACAGGAUGCUGCAAUAAUCUUGUAAUAAUCCACCUGCAGAAGUGCGUAGAUUUGGAUGUACAUAAGUAGAUCGAUUUGAAGAAAACACACACGUACAAGCAAAAAGUUUAUAGUGUGUCAAAAAUUAAGCUUAACAAAUAAAAGAGUGUGUGUGUGUGUAUAACAGAUCAGUCCUUUUAUUUAAUAGCACUAAGAAACACCUAACAUGAAGACCUGCUAACAAUCCAUCUCACAGUCUCAAAGUCUGCUUUAGUCUGCUUUAAUUGUUUGUGUUCAAACCUACAAAGUUCACAAUCAUCCAAUCAUCCAAUCAAAUAUUCCAAUUCUAUUACAAAUCUUAUAACACGUAUCAUUCACAACCCGACAUAUUGUUCCUAACCUUCAGUGAAAUGUCAUACACACAGCUUAGAGGGAAAGUUUGUACACCCUUAAGACAAAUAUUGAGGAAUGUAUUUUAUCCGUCCAGGUGUUUUAUUGAAUGCGUUCACAGAUGUAUCUUCAUUACCACAUCAAUAAAAAAAACCUUGUAUCUACAGUGAAUAAUUUAGAUCCUAUAAGAUCUGAAGUUUUUAUGAUCUAUGGUCUCUGUGAGAUCAUUUAGUUUGGGGUCGUGUUGCAGGAAAUGACGAAAGAAAGACACAUUUUCUGUAAUACACUGUGGAAGGUACAAGGGUUUGUGUAAUUGUGUGCUGAGACCACUGGGGUGCAGUGUGGGCAAAGUGACAACGAAAAAGUGAUCCAGUGUGUAUGAGUGAGAGAGAGAGAGAGAGAGAGAGAGAGAGAGAGAGAGAGAGAGAGAGAGAGAGAGGAGAGAGAGAGGGAGAGAGAGAGAGAGAGAGAGAGAGAGAG
Molecule: messenger RNA, 2187 nt
Organism: Silurus meridionalis
Lineage: Eukaryota; Metazoa; Chordata; Actinopteri; Siluriformes; Siluridae
Product: olfactory receptor class A-like protein 4
Exons: 3
Coding region: 77-1123 (348 amino acids)
Biological process (GO): G protein-coupled receptor signaling pathway
Cellular component (GO): membrane
Molecular function (GO): G protein-coupled receptor activity
Source: RefSeq, a predicted model, not a curated record